CCCGGGCAACCCUUCGUCGCAAAACAUUCAACCCUUGAAAGCAGCAGUAGUUAGCCAUCAGUUGCUAGCUAGCUAGCUAGCUUGAAACCACAGCCUUUUACCAGAUACGUGCAAAUUGUGGCAGCUCUGUCAGGACCUAUCUCGUGUUGUUAGCCAGGCUAGCUGGCCAGGGACAACGUUGUUUGGAAGUCGCCGGUAAUAAAGGGUAAUGUUGUAUUACUAACGUAAGUUAAUAAUUUAAGUUACAUCAGUCUAGAUAAUCACCGAACUUGCAAGUGUAAUCAAAGUUAACUAGAUCCGGCUAAGAAUAUACAUUUUGCUAAGGAGCUGCACAGUUGGCUAACGUUAGCGAACAAUCAAGCCACGUAGCUAGCUUGUUAGCUAGCUAGCGUUAGUAAUCUUGCCAACAACCAUCUCGCGCUAACUUGCUUGUCUAGCCUGCAGGCGUUAUUUCAAUUUAAUAGCCUGGAACAUAGGAGUACAGUAAUGAAACAUUUUGGGGCCUGCUGAAAAUAUACGUUGCCUCUUCAUCCCUGAGCAACCCGAAGAAGGCUAACUAGAUAUCUUAUCUAGCGAACAUCGUUAUCAUGACUUCCAGGCGGAGUAAUGUUAGUUGUAGCGGCGACAUGGAACCAUCUCCAUCAGGUAGUAAUAGUACAAACAGCAGUGGUAAUCGUAAACAAAGUAUAAUCAACCCCCAAAACAGAGUUGUUUCAGACUCUUAUUAUGAUCGCAAGGUAGAUAAGCCAGGAUACGGUAAUUCCUUAGCCUCACAGGUCAAGAACGUGACAGUAUCGUCUUUAAAGACACGUUUAGCUCCGACCAUCCGAUCUGCAUUAACCGUAGCAGUAGAUACCCUCUUGGGCGAGGUAGUUCUAGUUUUAAACGAGACUCAACAAGAAUUGAUUAACAAGGAGCAGGAAAAUGAAAGACUCAAAGUGCGCCUCGAGGUAUCCGAGAGAGAAAUGAGGACUUUGCAAGAAUGUCUGAGCAGUGCGCAAAAAUUGAUUGAUCAGCUUCAAAUACCGUACUCGGGGUCCCAGACUGUAAAUCAGUCAGUCUUUGCACCCUCAAUGUCCUCUAUUGGGUCCAUGAAUACUACUAUGGACAGGAACAACCAGAGCCCACAGAAUGUUAAUGGGUCCGAUGCCCGGUGUGUGGCCGGGGUCAACCUUGGGCUGGGUGGCCCUUUGGAUGACUCUCUUCAUGGAUAUGACAACAGAGAUGACUACAAAAUGUGUCAGCUUUCAAUUCAACCAGAUGGGUCUGUGACAAAUCACUCUCUGGAUUCCUUUCAUACCAACCCGUCUAUCUGCUCUGACUCCAGGCCAGAUGAUAGGCAGUCCCAGGGAGCAAGCGGAGGGUCCAGGUUUGAGGUGAAAGAGGAGCAGGGGCCUGGUCUAGGAGUGAACCAGCCAUGCAGGAGAGGCCCAGGGCCCCGGGGAGAUGGCAGGGCAGGUGAACCAGAGCAAACAGCCCAGAGUGUGGGGGACCUGGGCCACAUCCACGUGGUAGAGGAAGACGCAGCAGCCCGCUCCCUCAGCUACCCUCUCCGCCACCCAAGACCCGCACGACCACGCUCCGGCCCUGGCGCUGAUGGACUGAAACCAGUAGCCAGGCCUCCGGGGCCUGUGAGGUCGGACAACGUGUCCCCAGGGAGGGCAGAGGGAUCAGCGGGGCCGUCGACCUCUGACCUGGCUGUGGAACCGGACAGUGAUCGUCCACACCACUGCCUGGAGUGUGGGAAGACCUUCCGCCUGAUAUCCAGCCUGAAGAAGCACAUUCGCAUCCACACCGGAGAGAAGCCCUACCCGUGUGGAGUCUGCGGCCGGCGCUUCCGCGAGUCGGGGGCUCUUAAAACCCACCUCCGGAUUCACACUGGGGAGAAGCCGUACUCCUGCUCCGAGUGCGGCAACAGCUUCCGCCACCUGGACGGCCUGCGCAAGCACCGGCGCACCCACACCGGGGAGAAGCCGUACGUGUGCGCCAUCUGCGGCAAGCGCCUGAGUCGCCUACAGCACCUCAAGCACCACCAGCUCAUCCACACUGGGGAGAGGCCCUGCUCCUGCCCCUUCUGCCACCGCAGCUUCAAGGAGCCGGCUGCCCUCCGCAAGCACGUGCGUACCCACCGCGACGAGCCCGGCCAACUGGAACCAAGCAUCGGCACCGGGGAAGAAAUAGACCCAGAUGCCAUGGACGACAUGAACAACCUGCAUCCGGCUGCUCCUUCCCCCCAGAUGAGGUUUGGCGAGUGGGGACCUGAAGGGGAAGACAGCUCGGUUGUGGACUGUGUGUAAUAAGGGCCAGAGGUGAGGGCCUCCAUCAGGGUUUUGCCCGCUGAGAAGUGCAUACUACAGUAACGACGGAGCUAGAGCCCACUCUGUCUUCCUAUACCAUUACUGUUCCUCAUUCUCUUCAAUUUAGCCCCCCCCCAUAUAUAAAUAUAUCCAUAUAUACAGAAGCCACACCCAGCCUUAGAGUGUUCAGUAAUCAGGGUAGCUCAACAUGUCAGAGACACUUCCAUGUGCCUGCCCCCGGACAUCUCUUCGUGCUCUAGAAUCUUUUAGAUGUGAAAAUAGCUUUUAGAAUAUCAAGUGUACAACUUUUUUUUUCUCCCCAGUAAUUGCUUGUAAUCUCCAUCCUUAAAUGUAAAAAAAAUAAAAAAAACAUAAAAGAAAUUACUACCUAGGCAAUGUUUGUUGAAAACAUCCCUUAUGGUGCUCAUUGUGUAUGUUGAGAUGGAAUGGAGAUAUAUGCAACCAUGUCCAAAGAUAAUUAUUUGGAAAUGUACCAGUUCCUUUUUAACGAUUAAUACUAGUGUUUACUGUAAAUAUGUAUUUAUCAGCAUCUUUCCGUAUAUUAGGCAGAAGGGCAAAACAUAUCUUCCUUGCCUGUGGUGGUCAUAGUGGUCAUAGUGGAGUUGUUUACUCCUAAAGCACUCUGGCCUGAUCAGAGUGUGUGAUCAGCUAUGUGAAUCAUUGUACAAUUACUGCAAGACAAAAGUGCACAACAAAGCCUGUUGAUGAGGUAGUGAUGCGUACAACCCAAAAUAAAAAUGAUUUGAAAUGAGCACCUGACCUGGAGUUAAUCCUGGUAUACACAUAGUGGGCUCUCCUGACCCAUGGUAACAGGGUACUGCAUUCUGUGUGUUUUUGCACGUUGAUUUGAAUUGAAAUGUUGAAUAUUUGACUUGAAUUUAGUAUGAAAUAUCAAAUGAUUUGCCUUUUUGACUUGACCUGUGUUGUAAAUGUAUUUUUUAUUCAUAUGAUGCAUCCAGUUAACCUGUCUUAAUGUUAUACUAUUAAAGGACCUUUCUUGA
This is a messenger RNA of Hypomesus transpacificus, 3319 nucleotides long. Its product is annotated as zinc finger protein 37. Gene Ontology annotation, biological process: regulation of transcription by RNA polymerase II. The transcript is spliced from 2 exons. Bases 588 to 2297 code for a protein of 569 amino acids. Gene Ontology annotation, molecular function: DNA-binding transcription factor activity; RNA polymerase II cis-regulatory region sequence-specific DNA binding. Lineage: Eukaryota; Metazoa; Chordata; Actinopteri; Osmeriformes; Osmeridae. The record is from RefSeq and is a predicted model, not a curated record.